This is a messenger RNA of Erythranthe guttata (spotted monkey flower), 1690 nucleotides long. The record is from RefSeq and is a predicted model, not a curated record. NCBI's taxonomy places the organism in Eukaryota, Viridiplantae, Streptophyta, Magnoliopsida, Lamiales, Phrymaceae.
ACAAUUAAAUAAAUAGAUUAGUCGGCAAAAAGGGAUAAAAAUAAAAUACAGAAAUCGAAAAAUAUUAAACAAUGAUUUCAUCUUCAACCUUAACCCUUUCGAACAUCCCAAAAUCGCCGUCGCCGACGAACAAUCCGCCACUCUCCGAUCACAAAACCGCCCCUUCUUCACCAACCGCCUCCGAUUCGUCUUCUUCCUCCUCAGCCGAAUCGCAAUCGCGGAGAAUCAAAACGAGCCCUCAGCUGAACCGUUGGUCCAGGGCACGCGCCAUUCGAUCCGGUCGAAAAUUGGGCCGCCCGCCGGUUCAGCCAUCUUCAGGUGAAAUGAAUUAUUCCGAUUCUUCGUUAGGGGUAAUUAUCGAAGGUAGCAGUGGCGACGGAAGUGAACAGUACCAGACGCUCUCGCCCCGUAGCGACGGCGGACGAGGCGGAGAGUAUGUAACCGAUGCGGCGGUGUUCGCCGGUAAGUCCAUAUACAUGGUGUCCGACGGGACCGGGUGGACGGUGGAGCACGCCGUUAACGCGGCGUUGGGUCAGUUUGAUUACUGCUUGGUGGAUCGGAAUCGCAAUUUUACAUCUCUAUUUUUUCGAAAGAUUGAUGACGUGGAGCGAUUGAUGGAGAUCAUAGCACAAGCGGCCAAAGAAGGAGCAAUGCUCGUCUAUACGCUCGCCGAUCCAUCGAUCGCGGAAACCGCAAGACAAGCAUGCAGGCUUUGGAACGUGACAUCACUCGACGUACUCGGCCCAAUAACCGAGUCCAUCGCGGCCCACCUAGGGGUGACCCCAUCCGGUCUCCCCAGGUGGGCCCCGGGAAGAAAAGUCUCCCUCGGCGAAGACUACUUCCAAAGAAUCGAGGCAAUCGAAUUCACUAUCAAGCAGGAUGAUGGGGCGUUGCCCGAGAAUCUCCACAAGGCGGACAUUGUUCUUGCCGGAGUUUCUCGUACGGGGAAAACACCCUUGUCUAUAUAUCUCGCGCAGAAAGGGUAUAAAGUGGCGAAUGUGCCGAUUGUGAUGGGUGUGGAUUUGCCGAGGGCGCUUUUUGAGGUCGACCCCGAGAAGGUCUUUGCUUUGACUAUAAACCCCGUUGUUCUCCAGGCGAUUAGCCGGGCUAGGGCGAAGAGCUUAGGGUUUGAUGAUGAAUUACGGAAUAAUUAUUCGGAGAUGGAUCAUGUUAAACGGGAGCUGGAGUUCGCUAGUAGGAUUUUUCAACGGAACCCUGUCUGGCCAGUUAUUGAGGUGUCGGGGAAAGCGAUCGAGGAAUCGGCUGCCAUCGUACUGAGGCUGUAUCAUGAUCGAAAAAAUAGGUGCUCGAUGCCAAGAAUUUCUAGACGUUAUUAGAUUCUGAGAAUUUGUGUUAGAUUCUGCUUUUGUCUGAAUUCUAAUGGUAUAUGUAUUUAUACAUCUGUGCUGCUGUAAUAAAGAUGGUACUUGACACACACACACACACACACACACACACACACACACACACAUAUAUAUAUAUAUAUAUUAUCGAUCUGUACGUAUAUUGUUUCUGCAUAUAUAUCCAUAAAAGCAGAAGAAGGAUCUUGAUCUGAAGAAAGAAGGUUACCAGGAUUGUGCUGUAUACAUUAUGUCCUUGGGCUUUAUUUUGUCAAUGUUAUGGAAAUAGUAUUUAGGGCAAAUUACGAGAACUUCCCUGAGGUAAGGUCUAAUUACGAAAAUUCCCUCCA